AUGGAAACCAGCUAUCGGUACAACUACCUCUCUCUGAGCAUUGCCAUUGUCUUUGCCGCAUCUCUCCUGCUCGCCCGGGUCGUGUACGCCCUGUUCCUCUCGCCCUACAGCCAUGUCCCCGGCCCUCGCAUCUGCAAGGUCACCCGUCUCUGGGUCGACCUCCACGACAUCUUCCUCCACCGCAACCAGCAAAUCUACAAAUGGCACCAAAUCUACGGCCCCGUCGUGCUCGUCGCCCCCAGCGAGGUCUCCGUGUCCAGCUCCGCCUCCACAAAGCUCAUCUACCGCGCCGGCACGCGCCACCCCAAGAGCGGCUUCUUCAACAACUUCACCAUGUACGGCGAGCGCACCAUCUUCACCGCCCUCGGCUGCAUGGAGCACCGCGCCAUGCGCAAGUCCACGUUCGCCUUUUACCAGCCCUCCACCGUCUACGGCGAGCCCGUCAUGAGCCCGCUGCGGAGGCGGGUGCGGCUCUUCGUGGACGAGCUGAGCGGCAGCGCGCACGCCGAGUCCACCGUCGGCGCGGACAUCUUCAAGCUGACCAACUCGUACGCGUUUGACAACAUCACCGCGCUGGUGUACGGGCCGGGCCAUGCCUCGCAGUCUCUCGCGUCGGUCCGCGAGGAGCAGACCAUCCUGGAGGACUGGGCCGAGUGCGAGGUCUGGAACAACCUGCUGUACACGUUCCCGCUCGCCCACCGGCUCGUCAAGUGUGCCGUGACGCGGCUGGCGAACCCGCGCUUCCUGCACGCCGAGGAGCGCCUGUUCGAGUGGAACCUGGAGCGCCUGGACGCGGCCGUCAAGGGCGUCCACGCCGACGACGCUGCCACGGGUCACUCGCUGGUCGGCCGGCUGCUCCGGGACAAGACGGGCGCCGGGGUGCCCCGGAGGAGCUUUUUGGCCGCCGAGUGCCUCGACAACAUCCACGCGGCGCAGACGACCGUCUCCCUGGCGCUCACAUACGCCGUCUGGCUGCUGGCCGUGCACCGCAGCUGGCAGCGCGAGGUCCGCGCCGAGUUGCAGGCCCUGGCGCUCGAGGACGACGGCCUGCCCUCCUUUGACGCCAUCAAGAACGCGCCCGUGCUCGAGGCCUGCCUCCGCGAGUCGCUCCGCACCAAGCCCCUCUCCAGCGGCCGCGCCGAGAGGAUCGUCCCAGAAACCCACCUCUACGAUGAUGUUAUGAUUCCUGCAGGAACCAUCAUCUCAACAUCGACAAUAGCCAUCCAGCACAACCCCGCCGUCUUCCAGAACCCGCACAUUUACGACCCGGGUCGCUGGCUGCGCGCGGACGAGGAGGAGCUGCGCGCGAUGGAGGGCUGCUACAUCCCGUUUGGCUACGGGGCGCGCGUGUGCCUGGGCAAGGCGUUCGCGAUAGCGGAGAUUAAGCUGCUGUUGGUGAGCCUGCUGCUCAACUUUGACAUUCACGAGAAUGAGCAGUCGGGCACCAACGCUGCGACGAUGAGCCAGCUGGGGACGGAGAAUGCGCUGCCGCGGGGACUUCGAUGUGAUGUUCUCUUCCGGAGAUUACAAAAAGCAUGA
Cordyceps fumosorosea ARSEF 2679 is the source of this 1539-nucleotide messenger RNA. Its product is annotated as benzoate 4-monooxygenase cytochrome P450. Gene Ontology annotation, molecular function: heme binding; oxidoreductase activity, acting on paired donors, with incorporation or reduction of molecular oxygen; monooxygenase activity. The record is from RefSeq and is a predicted model, not a curated record. The coding region runs from base 1 to 1539 and encodes 512 amino acids. The transcript is spliced from 2 exons. NCBI's taxonomy places the organism in Eukaryota, Fungi, Ascomycota, Sordariomycetes, Hypocreales, Cordycipitaceae.